This is a messenger RNA of Hirundo rustica (Barn swallow), 9475 nucleotides long. RefSeq lists its product as uncharacterized. The record is from RefSeq and is a predicted model, not a curated record. The transcript has 3 exons. Bases 6175 to 8829 code for a protein of 884 amino acids. Gene Ontology annotation, biological process: DNA integration. Gene Ontology annotation, molecular function: nucleic acid binding; RNA-DNA hybrid ribonuclease activity. Lineage: Eukaryota; Metazoa; Chordata; Aves; Passeriformes; Hirundinidae.
AGAAACUCCAGAGCUGUGGCUGAAGACAGGAAGGGAUGGAUCAGGAACUCUUUUAGUGAGGCAGGGGAUAACCACGUCCCAGUUCAGUGGCUGCUCCUGGGAGCAGGAGCUCACCCCACACUGGAAGAAACAGGACCAGGCUGGACUUCUGCAGCAGCAGAGAAGUCUUUUCCCAAGCAGCAGCUCCACCUUCACUGUCUGAAGGCUCAGAUCUAUCGAUCUAUUGAGUGAGAGAGAGUUUCCUCUCCCUGCUGUCUCAAGCACUCAGCCAUCAGCGCUUCUUAGCAAUGCAAUGUGAAAAAUUCCACUGGUAACAAAUAAAGAAAAGGAAAAAUAAAAUAUUCAACCUCCAACACAAGGGAAAUAAUUUCUGCUGCGGUUUAUCAGCACUUGUUGCAAGACACUGAAAACAGGGUCAGCUUGAAGAGAAAAACAAACCAAAGCAACAAAAGCACAUGGAGGGACUGAACUGCCAGGCUGCUCUUUUGGGAAGAUCUGGCCAGGUCAAGGCUUUUUCAAAACAGGCGACAGACUCUGGAUGCCGGGAAAGAUUAACACAGGGCUGUGCAUGGGAUGAGACCUGAAGCACUCAUCUGUCCGAAGAGUUGACAAUGCUGGGGCUCUUCUUGUCCUUCAGGACCAGGAUCUCAUUCACAGCUCGUUCCCUGUUCUGCUCUCUGAGACUCAUUUCCUUCACAACUACCUGAAGGGACAUUGCAGACCUUUAACUGGAGGAGUCUGUGGCAGGAGGCCACAGCAAACACAGAGCGAGUCUUUUUGGGGUGACGGAGCCGGGCUGUGCCAAACUGCCUUGGGAUGGGACACCAGAGCUCAGCAAGUGCCAUUCCCACAGCCCAUUCCUCUGCUCACUGGGGGCUGCUGACAGGACACAUGGCCAGAGACACUGGGUCUUGUGAGCUCUGCAGAAAUGGUCCCUCAGCUGUCAGCCUCAAAGCUCUAACAGCAUGCUCUGCACCUGCACUCUUCUCAAAUGGCCUCAACACUCUUCUUAUUGUUCAAACACAUUUAGCAAGCAGGAGGUAAUUCUGGUUCUGUGAAAACAGAGCAAAACAGCCACCAGGAACCCUUUAGCACUUCUGUGGGAUUUGCUCAUGAUUUCAAAUGCAACUGCUGGGUUUGGGAUUGCACAACAAAGCAAGCACGCACAUCCCUUGCUCAGAUGAUCCCUGUCACAGGCUGUCAGGGACACCAGACCCAAACACAACUGCAGGGUUUAGGAGAGAGCUUUGCUCUGGACAUCCAUCUUCUCAUUGCUCUCCCUCUCUCUCUGUGAACAGCUGCAGUAGGACUAAAACCCCAAACGGAGCCCAAGCAGGAUCUCUCCCUAAUUAGGCCUUGAGGUACCUUUUGAAGAUGAAACUCAGCAUGAAAAAACUGCUAAACAGUGUUCCUGUCAGAGGCUGGGAAGAAGAUAAAUUGGGUCUCAGUCUCCACCAGCUGAUGCACUCACAAUUUUAGAUAUGAAGACCAGGCCAGCAUGUCCUGCUCUGACAGACACCGCUGCCCUCCUUGCAUUCCUUUGGGCACUUCAGAAGGACCAAGUCUGUCCCAGCUGUGCUCUGCAGGCUGACACUGCUCUGCCUUCAGAGGCGCAGCCUGUGCAGGAAAGCUCUGCUGGGCCCCCAAAGCUCAGCCACAGCUCCCAGCAGAGAGGAAAAGCCCUUGACAGCUGCCAGACGUGCUGGGCGUGUUGACAUUGACCUGUCCUGCAGUGGCCCUGUCGAGUCCUUUAUAAACAGUACUAAAAGCUGUGAACACAAAACAGCAAAGAAGAAGGAAGCAGCGCUUUAGACGGGCUGUGCACACAGCAGGGACUUGCCUUCCUUUCCCUGAACUCCAGCAUUUCUUGGAAACCUCGGCUGAGGAGCAGCUUUGGCUCUGGGCCCGGCCCGGGCAGGAGGCCAAGGAACCGCUGCUGCCCUGAACCGCAGGGAGCUCGGGGUGGUAAUUGCAUACCCAGCACGUCGCUUUCCACUGAUGACGUAGCUGCUCCCAUCAGUGAACCAGGUUUCUGCAUCAUCCAAAGGGGUGUCCUUCAGAUCUGGGCAGCUGGAGUAGGAGGCUUCGAUGGUCUCCAAGCAGUCGUGGUGUACUGGCUCCCCUUGACUCCCACUGAGGAAAGAAGCUGGGUUGAUAAUAUUAGUUACAACUAUCUCUACAUCGUCUUGUUCUACCAUGAUGGCUUGAUAUUUCAGGAACCUUUGUGGGGAAAGCCAGUGCCCGCCCUUUACUUCCAAGACUGCAGACACUGUGUGAGACACAAAUACAGUAAUUUUCUGGCCCAGAGUGAAUUUGCGUGCCUCUUGAAUAUUCAGCACCACAGCUGCAACAGCUCUGAGGCAUCCCGGCCAUCCCUUGGAGAAGUAAGCAACUGCUCUCCGGUAUGGACCCAGGUCCUGGGCCAGUAUCCCCAGGGCAAUUCCCUGCUUUUCACAGGAGAACAGGAAAAACGGUUUACUUACAUUCGGGAGUCUGAGAGCCGGGGCUGACAUUAGAGCAUUCUUCAGCUGAUGAAAGGCUUGCGUGGCCUCUUUUCUCCACUGGAGGUUUCUGUUCCCAUUUGUAAUGAGCGCAUACAGAGGUUUCACGAGCAACCCAUAGCUGUGUAUCCAGAGCCUACACCAUCCCGUCAUUCCUAAGAAUGUUCGCAGUUCCUUUACCGUUUGAGGCCUCGGGGUUUGGCUUAUCGCUUCUUUGCGAUCUUGCCCUAGGGUCCGCUGUCCUGCGCUGAUUUCAUAACCCAGGUAGAUUACCUUUUGCUUCACUACCUGGGCCUUUUUCUUUGAUACCCUGUACCCCUGUAGUCCCAGGAAAUUUAGAAGACUUACUGUCCAGGCUACACAUGCCUCUUUCGUCCGGGUAGCUAUGAGGAUAUCGUCCAUGUACUGCAGUAACUUUCCCUCUUCCGGGGGAGCCUCCCAGGAUUCCAGGUCUUUGGCAAGUUGCUCCCCAAACAGAGUGGGAGAGUUCUUGAAACCUUGAGGUAGAACUGACCACGUGGGCUGGGAUUUUGUCCUAGGGUAACUUUAUGAUGCUUGUAUCCCCAAUCAUCUGUUCUGUUUGUGCUGUAUAUUGAGUCCUGUGCCUUUAAGACUGGUUCUAAGAGCAAGGAGAAGCGCGGAGUUUGUUUUGAGAAAACUGCCUGACUCCUCCACAUUCUGCUGCGGACGGGGUGUUCAGCGGAGGCUUGGAGAGACUGCAGGACAGAGAUUUUUUUUGCUUUUAGUUAGUUUCAGCUAGCUAGGGCAGAGAAGUUCCCUGGACUGUUUUUUUUCCUUUUUCUUGGAACUGUUUAAACCUGCUCUGGACUGAAAACCCAGGGGAGCACUGGGGGCUGCACCUGCGGCCCACCGGGGCCUGGACCUCUGCAUUUUCCAGCAGCGCCGGAGGGACUGGGACUGAUGAGAGACUGAGAGAGAGCUGAGCUACACCCACGGCAAGGACUUUCUCAAUUUGCCAUCUCACUUCAGAAGGAGAGGUUUUAUUGUUUCAUAUUAUUCAUUCUUUAUACUUGUAUGCACUUCAUUUGUUUAGUAAAAUAGUUUUUUCCACUUUUCUCCAAAGAGGUUUUUUUUACCGGACCGGUUGGAGGGAGGGGCCACUUGGGUUUGCUUCCUUAGAGGGAUCCUAUACAGGGGUUUUCUCCCAAAUUUGUCCCAAACCAGGACAUACUUCUAACUGGUGCCCAACAUGGGGCUCGAGAGGGUGGAAAAAACUUGUAUUGAUUAUUAUUAACUGCAUUUUUUUGGUUGUCCUUUGGGUGGGGAUUAAACAGUCAGUGGCCAUGUUGCUUCUUGAAUUCCUAAUGUCUCUUAGAAUGGAGUCUUUUCUGCAUUUCGGUUCCCUAGGCUUUUUUGAGGUCUUAAUACCUUUCUGGUCCCUAGGUUUGUUCUCUUACCCAGAAAUAGCUCCAAUAUUAUCCCUAACAUACAGCUUUUACACUAGGGAUGCACAAAUUAGAAUAGUUAUUUUGCUGGGUUCGGUGAUUAUGGUUUACAAGAAGCUUAUAAAGAUACUGGAGUUUGUUCUGGGUAUGUUCAGUUUAUGGUUUUUUCGUCCUACCCUGCAUCCUAGUUCCAGCAGCAUGUUUUGGGGAUUUAUCAACAAUUGCACCCAGUUUGUUAGAGGAGGAGUAGGGGAUGAGGCUCUUCAGCCUCUUCUUUCCUUCUUCUCUUUUGAGUCAGUUAUAUCACUUUUGGAGAAUGUUCAGGGUCUCCUGAACAUUAAAGACCCCACCUUCCUGGUAUUUCACCUGGUGACUUUCCUCUAUAUAGUUUAUAGCUUUUCUAGAAUGAGUCACACACUGCUAAACACUGUAGGGCAGCAGAUAGAGGCAAGGGAGCAGGGAGAUAAAUCAGUCACUCAGGCUGCAGCCAACCCCACAGCUAUUCAGGCUGCAGCUAAACCAGACAGUGAGGCUAAAACACCGGCAGUUGCUGCAAUAAAGAAAGGAAAGAAGCACACGGACAAAACUGAUCGACCAGUAGACGAUGAUUCAGGUGAAGGAUCCUCAAUGCCUCCUGACACCCAGUCAAGAGUCAAACCAACUGACACACAAUCAGAAGCUGAAGCAACUGAUGAUACACAAUCAGAAGCCGAACCAACUGAUACAAAAUCGGAAGCCAAAUCAACUGGCACAAGAUCGGGAGUCCAACCAACUAGCACACGAUCAGAAGCCCGACCAACUGCUACAAGAUCAGGAGCCCGACCAACUGCUGCAAGAGCAGGAGAUACUAUUGAGUCCUUUUCCCUGAAGGACCUUCGUGGCCUAAGAAAGGAUUAUACUCGACGACCUGAUGAAUCUAUAAUUAGUUGGUUAGUCCGUCUUUGGGAUGCUGCAGGCGAGGCUACAAUGCUGGAUGGCACUGAAGCGAGACAUCUGGGAUCCCUAUCACAUGAUCCAGUUAUUGACCAAGAAAUGAUGAGGGAGGCUAGUCCUUGCAGUCUCUGGGAACGGGUCCUGGGAAGUGUGGCACAAAGAUAUCUGUGUGCUGACGAUCUCUAUAUGCAGCAAACCCAGUGGAAAACCAUUGAACAAGGGAUCCAGCGCUUGAGGGAAAUGGCAGUGGCGGAGAUUGUCUUCUCAGAUGACAUAAACACUAGGAACCCCGACUUGGUACCAUGUACACCUGUGAUGUGGCGAAAACUUGUACGACUUGGGCCACAAGAAUACUCCUCUGCUUUAGCAAUAAUGAAGCGGGAUGAGACAGAGGAGACCGUGCUUGAUAUGGCAAAGAAGCUCCGAACAUAUGCAGAUGCCGUGCAUGGUCCAACACAUCAAGAAUCGCAGCUCUGGAAACACAGGUGCGGGGAUUAGCAGACAAGAUGGAGGAGAGUCACAAAGAACUCAAGGAGGACAUUCUCCAGAUCUCUGCAGUACAAGUUAGGGGCUCUGGCACCACACGCAAACGUUCCCUAGAUAAAGAGGGAAAAGGCAUCCCACGGGCUAAGCUGUGGGUCCUCCUGCGUGAAUGUGGAGAAAACAUGAAAAGAUGGGAUGGAGAAUCUACUGAUGCUAUGACACAACGGCUGCAUGAAUUGUUGGAUGGCAAGACUGUGAGAGGAAGUUCCAGCAAGAAGGAAGCAGCUCCGGUUACCCAGGGAAAUAAAGAUAAUCAGGCUUAGAGGGGCCCUGCCUCUAGCCAGGUAGAGGCUAGGGAAAACUGUGUUUUUUGGACUGUGUGGAUUCGUUGGCCUGGCACAUCAGAACCACAAAAAUAUGAGGCCUUAGUUGACACUGGUGCACAGUGCACAUUACUCCCAUCAAGACAUGUGGGGGAAGAAUCUGUUUCCAUUGCUGGGGUGACAGGGGGUUCACAAGAUUUUACUUUGGUGGAGGCUGAUGUGAGCCUGAGUGGAAAUGAGUGGAAGAGACACCCUAUUGUGACUGGCCCAGAAGCUCCAUGAAUUUUGGGCAUAGACUUCCUCCGAAAUGGGUAUUUCAAAGACCCAAAGGGAUUUAGGUGGGCAUUCGGGAUAGCGGCUGUAGAGACAGAGGGUGUUAAGCAGUUGAAUACCUUGCCUGGACUAUCAGAGAACCCAUCUGCUGUAGGUCUUCUGAAGGUGGAAGAGCAACAAGUGCCAAUUGCCACUUCAAUAGUGCAUCGCCGACAGUACAGAAGAACUUGAGAUGCUGUGAUUCCCAUCCAUAAGAUGAUCCGUGAGCUGGAGAGCCAAGGGGUGGUCAGCAAAACCCACUCACCCUUCAACAGCCCCAUCUGGCCUGUGCGUAAAUCUGACGGAGAAUGGAGAUUGACUGUGGACUAUCGUGCCUUGAACGAAGUGACUCCACCAUUGAGCGCUGCUGUGCCAGACAUGCUGGAACUCCAGUACGAGCUGGAGUCCAAGGCAGCAAAAUGGUAUGCCACAAUUGACAUUGCUAAUGCAUUUUUCUCCAUUCCUCUGGCUGCAGAAUGCAGGCCUCAGUUUGCUUUCACCUGGAGGGGUGUGCAGUACACCUGGAACCGACUGCCCCAGGGGUGGAAACACAGCCCCACCAUCUGCCAUGGACUGAUCCAGGCUGCGCUGGAAAAGAGUGAGGCUCUGGAACACCUACAGUAUAUCGAUGACAUCAUUGUGUGGGGGAACACAGCAAUGGAAGUGUUUGAGAAAGGAGAGAAGAUCAUCCAGAUUCUCCUGAAGCCUGGCUUUGCUAUCAAGAAGAGCAAAGUUAAGGGACCUGCUCAAGAGAUCCAGUUUCUGGGAGUAAAGUGGCACGACGGAAGGCGUCAGAUUCCCACUGAAGUCAUCAACAAGAUCACAGCAAUGCGUCCACCAACCAACAAACAGGAGACACAAGCUUUCCUGGGUGCCAUAGGGUUCUGGAGGAUGCACAUUCCUGAGUACAGCCAGAUUGUGAGCCCUCUCUACCUGGUCACCCGCAAGAAGAAUGAUUUCCACUGGGGCCCUGAACAGCAACAAGCCUUUGCCCAGAUCAAGCAGGAGAUCGCUCAUGCAGUGGCCCUUGGCCCAGUCAGGACGGGACCAGAUGUGAAGAACGUGCUCUACUCAGCAGCCGGGAACAAUGGCCUGUCCUGGAGCCUUUGGCAGAAGGUGCCUGAGGAGACUCGGGGCCGCCCACUGGGAUUCCGGAGCCGAAGCUACAGAGGGUCUGAAACCAAUUACACUCCCACAGAGAAGGAAAUCUUGGCCACCUGUGAAGGAGUUCAAGCUGCCUCAGAGGUGAUUGGCACAGAAGCACAACUCCUGCUGGCACCUCGACUACCGGUGCUGGGAUGGAUGUUCAAAGCAGAAGUUCCCUCUACCCACCAUGCAACCAAUGCCACGUGGAGCAAAUGGAUUGCCCUCAUCACUCAGCGCGCCCGCAUUGGAAACCCAAAUCGCCCUGAGAUUUUGGAAAUAAUUACCAACUGGCCGGAAGGUGAAAACUUUGGUCUCAUGGAUGAAGAGGAGCAGGAACAAGUGACAUGUGCUGAAGAAGCUCCACCAUACAACCAACUGCCAGCAGAAGAAACACGCUAUGCUCUUUUCACUGACGGUUCCUGCCACAAUGUUGGGAUGAAACGAAAGUGGAAAGCAGCCAUAUGGAGCCCCACAGGACAGGCUGCACAAGCCACUGAAGGAGAAGGUGGGUCAAGCCAACUUGCUGAGCUCAAAGCUGUUCAACUGGCCCUGGACAUUGCUGAAAGAGAGAAGUGGCCAAAGCUCUACCUCUACAUUGAUUCGUGGAUGGUGGCCAAUGCUCUGUGCGGAUGGCUGGAGAAGUGGAAAAAGGCCAACUGGCAGCGUAGGGGAAAGCCAAUCUGGGCUGCAGAUGAGUGGAAGGACAUUGCCACUCGGGUAGAGAAGCUACCUGUAAAAGUCCGCCAUGUAGAUGCCCAUGUCCCCAAGAGUCGAGCUAAUGAGGAGCACCAAAACAACAAGCAGGUAGAUCAAGCUGCAAAGAUAGAGGUGUCAAAGAUAGACUUAGAUUGGCAACACAAGGGAGAGUUGUUCCUAGCUCGAUGGGCCCAUGAUGCCUCAGGCCAUCAGGGCAGAGAUGCCACCUGUAAGUGGGCACGAGACCGAGGGGUGGAUCUAACCAUGGACAGUAUUUCUCAGGUUAUCCAUGACUGUGAGACGUGUGCUGCCAUCAAGCAGGCCAAGCGGGUGAAGCCCCUGUGGUAUGGCGGGCGAUGGUCCAAGUACAAGUACAGGGAAGCCUGGCAGAUUGACUACAUCACCCUUCCCCAAACCCGCCAAGGCAAGCGCUAUGUGCUGACCAUGGUGGAAGCCACCACAGGAUGGCUGGAGACCUACCCUGUGCCCCACGCUACAGCCCAUAACACCAUUCUAGGCCUUGAAAAACAAGUUCUUUGGAGACAUGGUACCCCUGAGAGGAUUGAGUCAGACAAUGGGACUCAUUUCAAGAACAGCCUCAUCAAUGACUGGGCUAGAGAACAUGGCAUUGAGUGGGUGUACCAUAUCCCCUAUCAUGCACCAGCUUCAGGGAAAAUAGAAAGAUACAAUGGACUGCUAAAAACCACCCUGAAAGCACUGGGUGGGGGAUCAUUCAAAAACUGGGAGCAGCAUCUAGCAAAGGCCACCUGGUUAGUUAACACCCGAGGUUCUACCAACAGAGCAGGCCCUGCCCAAUCUGAGUCCCUACAUACAGCAGAUGGAGAGAAAGUCCCAGUAGUACAUGUAAGAGGUUUGUUAGGGAAGUCAGUUUGGAUCAAUUCUGCUUCAAGUACAGAGGAUCCCAUCCGUGGGAUUGUCUUUGCUCAGGGACCAGGCUGCACAUGGUGGGUGACGCAGAAAGAUGGAACAACACAAUGUGUACCGCAGAGAGAUCUGAUUGUCGGGUGAGAACUGUGUGUAAUUAUCGCUGUGUGCUGAAUGGUACUGCCACUGUAUGUAGCUGUAUAUUGCAUAUUGUUUUUAUAUAGAUGUAUGUGUGUGUAGAGCUGGAGUAUAUAUUAGUUUUAGUAAAUUGACGAUAUGGGGAUAAGGGGUGGAAUGUCCUAGGGUAACUUUAUGAUGCUUGUAUCCCCAAUCGUCUGUUCUGUUUGUGCUGUAUAUUGAGUCCUGUGCCUUUAAGACUGGUUCUAAGAGCAAGGAGAAGCGCGGAGUUUGUUUUGAGAAAACUGCCUGACUCCUCCACAUUCUUCUGCGGACGGGGUGUUCGGCUGAGGCUUGGAGAGACUGCAGGACGGAGAUCUUUUUUGCUUUUAGUUAGUUUCAGCUAGCUAGGGCAGAGAAGUUCCCUGGACUGUUUUUUUCCUUUUUCUUGGAACUGUUUAAACCUGCUCUGGACUGAAAACCCAGGGGAGCACUGGGGGCUGCACCUGCGGCCCACCAGGGCCUGGACCUCGGCAUUUUCCGGCAGCGCCGGAGAGACUGGGACUGAGGAGAGACUGAGAGAGAGAGCCGAGCUACACCCACGGCAAGAACUUUCUCAAUUUGCCAUCUCACUUCAGAAGGAGAGGUUUUAUUGUUUCAUAUUAUUCAUUCU